AUGGAUAUCAAAGUCGCUUUAAUCACAGGUGGAGCCAGUGGAAUGGGCCUGGCCGUAGCCAAAGCUCUGUCCGGCUGUGAAACCUGGGACAUCCACAUCCUUGACAUCAACGAAGAGCGCGGAGCCCAGACAGCCAAAGAGUUACCCAGAACAAGCUUCCACCGCGCCGAUGUGACCAAAUACAGCGACCUUGCAGCAGCGUUCCAGAACAUUUUUCAGAGCACCAGUAAGCUAGACUUUGUAUUCGCAAAUGCUGGUGUCAUUGAGCGAAACAACUUCUAUGCUACACCACAAGCAGAGCAUAUCAAGGAUGUAUGCCCGCCACCGGAGCCGGACCUGCUCUCAAUUGACGCCGAUCUAAAAGGCGUCGUCCUCACAUCAUACCUGGCGCAGCAUUAUUUCCGCCACUCGCCUCACAGGGGCCAAGGUUCUAGCCUGGUGAUGACCGCCAGCUGUGGUGGACUAUACCCAUCUUUCUAUUCGCCGUUAUAUUCUGCAGCUAAAUUCGGCGUGAUAGGCUUCAUGCGGUCGAUCUCAGAGCACUUCCGCGCACACGGGACCCGCGUCAACGCCAUUUGCCCGGGCGUUGUACGCACCAACCUUGUUGAUUCAGCCGCCUGGGAUAGUUUCCCACCGGGCCGGUUCAUCGAGGUGGAUAGGGUGGCCCGCGUGGUCCUCGCGCUUAUGGAGGGCGGCGAACCGGCGGGCCAGGGGCUGACCGAUACACCCGGUAGACAUUUGUCUCUGGCAGAGUUGUAUGGAGUUGCGGUGGAGAUUUCCGACAGCGGGCUAUAUUUCCGCGAUCAGCAUGCUUUUUGUGAUGAGGGCAUGCAGGAAGUUAUGGCGGCCACGGUGGUCGAGAAUCAGGUGGGUGCUAUUCUUAACGGUGAUUAG
Penicillium soppii is the source of this 894-nucleotide messenger RNA. RefSeq lists its product as uncharacterized. Lineage: Eukaryota; Fungi; Ascomycota; Eurotiomycetes; Eurotiales; Aspergillaceae. Gene Ontology annotation, molecular function: oxidoreductase activity, acting on the CH-OH group of donors, NAD or NADP as acceptor. Gene Ontology annotation, cellular component: cytoplasm. Bases 1 to 894 code for a protein of 297 amino acids. The record is from RefSeq and is a predicted model, not a curated record. The transcript has 3 exons.